CGUCGGCGGGCGGGGCGCGCACCUGGGCACCUGGGCGGGCGGCGGCGGCGGCAGAGGUGCGCCAUGGAGGGCGACGGGAGCCCGUGGGCCCUGGGGCUGCUGCGCACCUUCGACGCGGGCGAGUUCGCUGGCUGGGAGAAGGUGGGCUCGGGCGGCUUCGGGCAGGUGUACAAGGUGCGCCACGUCCACUGGAAGACCUGGCUCGCCAUCAAGUGCUCGCCGAGUCUGCACGUCGACGACAGGGAGCGCCUGGAACUCCUGGAGGAGGCCAAGAAGAUGGAGCUGGCCAAGUUCCGCUACAUCCUGCCGGUGUACGGCAUCUGCCGUGAGCCCGUGGGACUGGUCAUGGAGUACAUGGAGACGGGUUCGCUGGAGAAGCUGCUGGCCGCACAGCCGCUGCCCUGGGCACUGCGCUUCCGCAUUGUGCACGAGACGGCCGUGGGCAUGAACUUCCUGCACUGCCUGUCCCCGCCGCUGCUGCACCUGGACCUCAAGCCUGCCAACAUCCUGCUGGAUGCCCACUACCACGUCAAGAUUUCCGACUUCGGGCUGGCCAAGUGCAAUGGGCUGUCCCACUCGCACGAGCUCAGCAUGGACGGGCUGUUCGGGACCGUGGCCUACCUGCCGCCCGAGCGCAUCCGGGAGAAGAGCCGGCUCUUCGACACCAAGCACGAUGUGUACAGCUUCGCCAUCGUCAUCUGGGGCAUCCUGACGCAGAAGAAGCCGUUUGCGGAUGAGAAGAACAUCCUGCACAUCAUGGUGAAGGUUGUGAAGGGCCACCGGCCGGAGCUGCCGCCUGUGUGUCGUGCCAGGCCCCGCGCCUGUGGCAGUCUCCUGCGCCUGAUGCAGCGCUGCUGGCAUGGGGACCCCCAGGAGCGCCCCUCCUUCCAUGAGAUCACAUCCGAGACCGAGGGCCUGUGUGAGAAGCCGGAUGAGGAGGUGCCCGAGACGACCCCGGACCCCGAGCCCAGGACCGAGGCGCCCGUGUCCACGCCCCUGAAGCGUGCGUCUGCGCCCCCGUUUGACGACGACUGCAGCCUGGCGGAGCUGCUGUCCCAGCUGGACUCAGGCAUCUCGCAGGCACUGCAGGGCCCCGAGGAGCUGAGCCGCAGUGCGUCCGAGUCCCGCCUGCCGUCCGGCAGCAGCGACAAGAGGCUGUCGGGGGUGUCGUCCGUGGACUCGGCCUUCUCCUCCCGGGGCUCUCUGUCCUUGUCCUUUGAGCGGGAACCUUCAAGCACCGACCUGGGCACGACGGACGUGCAGAAGAAGAAGCUGGUGGAGGCGGUGGUGAGCGGGGACACGGGGCGGCUGAUGAAGCUGCUGCAGCCACAGGACGUGGACCUGGUGGUGGACGGGGGCGCCAGCCUGCUGCACCUGGCGGUGGCGGCGGGCCAGGAGGAGUGCGCCAAGUGGCUGCUGCUCAACCACGCCAACCCCGACUUGGCUGACGGGCGGGGCGCCACGCCGCUGCAUGCGGCCGUCGAGAGGCGGGGGCGCGGCCUGCUGGAGCUGCUGCUGGCGCGCCGGGUCAGCGUGAACGCGGCCGACGAGGACCGCUGGACGGCCCUGCACUUCGCCGCCCAGAACGGGGACGAGGGCAGCGCGCGGCUGCUGCUGGAGCGGAGCGCGGCGGUGAACGCGGCGGACGCCGAGGGCCGCACGCCGCUGCAUGUGGCCUGCCAGCACGGCCAGGAGGCGGUGGUGCGGGUGCUGCUGCGGUGCGGGGGCGAUGCGGGGCUGCCGGCCAAGGGCGCGUGGCUGCCGCUGCACUACGCCGCCUGGCAGGGCCACCUGUCCAUCGUCCGGCUGCUGGCCAAGCAGUCGGGGGUCAGCCUGGACGCGCAGAUGCUGGACGGGAAGACGCCCCUGCACCUGGCCGCGCAGCGCGGCCACUACCGCGUGGCCCGCCUGCUCCUCGACCUGCGCUCAGCCGUGGACGUGUGCACAUUGCUGGCGCAGACGCCGCUGCACGUGGCCGCCGAGACGGGCCACACCAGCACCGCGCGGCUGCUGCUGCACCGCGGGGCCUGCCGGGACGCCGUCACCGCCGAGGGCUGUACUGCGCUGCACCUGGCGGCGCGCCAUGGCCACCUGGCCACGGUCAGGCUGCUCCUGGAGGAGCGGGCGGAUGCGCGGGCGCCGGGGCCGCAGAACCAGACGGCGCUGCACUUGGCCGCCACCGCUGGCCACACCGAGGUGGUGGAGGAGCUGGUGCAGGCGACCGGCGGACUGGACCUAAAGGAGGAGCCGGGACUCCAGGCGCCCCCUCGGGCCUCCUGGGGCCGGCCCCACGCCACCGCCACGGAGACCCUCAGCAGACGCGUGCGGUUGCAUGGCCCCACCCCGCUCCUGCGGAGAAGCAAGACCUAG
Sorex fumeus (smoky shrew) is the source of this 2370-nucleotide messenger RNA. It is a transcript of the gene RIPK4, whose product is annotated as receptor interacting serine/threonine kinase 4. Gene Ontology annotation, cellular component: cytoplasm. NCBI's taxonomy places the organism in Eukaryota, Metazoa, Chordata, Mammalia, Eulipotyphla, Soricidae. Gene Ontology annotation, molecular function: protein binding; ATP binding; protein kinase activity. Gene Ontology annotation, biological process: protein phosphorylation. Bases 64 to 2370 code for a protein of 768 amino acids. The record is from RefSeq and is a predicted model, not a curated record. The transcript is spliced from 8 exons.